Theobroma umbraticum is the source of this 1143-nucleotide messenger RNA. Lineage: Eukaryota; Viridiplantae; Streptophyta; Magnoliopsida; Malvales; Malvaceae. The record is from RefSeq and is a predicted model, not a curated record.
AUGAAUUUUCUUGCUGUUCUUGCAGUGCUUAUGAUGAAAUUUGUCGGGUUUCAAUUUAAUCUUCUAGUUAGUUUUUUCACAUUUCCAAUUUGGUUUUCAUAUUUUCCUGUCAUGUCUUUCAUAUUUCCAUUGCAAGCUAUAAGGCACAUUAGAUGUUAUUUGAGGAGAAAACUAUUCAGAAUGUGGAAUGAUGCUAACAAAACUAUUAAAGUGAAAGCAAAGAAGUCGAUGGGGACUUUGGCACUGAGGUUUGGUUGUCCCUUGAUUUGGUCAUUCUAUGUUUGUUUCAUGCUUGUCGGGUUGCUAGUGUCAGGACUUCUUUUCGGGGGUUUCAUGAUGCGGUGCCUGCUGGAGAAGCCUAUCCAGGCAAUAGAAACCUUGAAUUUUGAUUACACUAAAGAUCCAGUUGCUUUCGUGCCAAUAAUGUCUUCUGCUGUUGUAGGAGAUCCUUCCAGCCUCAUUCCUAAAGAUGAUGUAAACUCUGGGAAGGACAUUGGUCCCCGUGUUAUACCCUAUAAUCGGAGAUUGCAGCUCACUGUUUCCUUGACAGUGCCCGAAUCUGAAUAUAACAGGAAACUCGGAGUCUUCCGGGUGAGGGUUGAGUACCUGUCUGCCAAUGGCAAAGUCAAUGCUAGCUCAAGGUAUCCAUGUGUGUUACGAUUUAAGAGCCAAGCUCUCCAUCUUGCUGAAACCAUCAUCAAGAGUAUUCCUCUUAUCACUGGUCACCAAUCAGAAUCUCAAGUCCUGAACAUACAAAUGAACAAAUUCACUGAACGACUAGAGCCAACCGCAUGCUUGAGGGUGAUACUUGAACAACGAGCAGAAUACCAACCUGGUGCUGGUAUUCCUGAAAUUUAUGCUGCGUCCCUAGUGCUUGAAUCUGAGCUCCCUCAAUUGAAAAGGAUGAUUUGGUGUUGGAGGAGAACAAUUCUCGUAUGCACCAGUAUUAUGUGGUCCCUUGCUGAGUUGGUGGCCAUCCUGCUCUUUUGCAUACCAAUGAUCAUACCAAUUACCCCAUUCUUCCAUUGUUCGAAGAUCAACCAAGAAGUUACUUGAGGCUGUUCUGCUUUCAUAAAACCCAAAAUCUAUGCCUUCUUUUGCAACUACAAUCGACUAUCCCAUCAUUUCCCGGCUCUUUCACUU